AUGGCUAAGAGUGAUCAGGGUUUUGAGGGGGACCAGUCGACUGCAGCAACUACUCGUUUUUCUCAGUUAUUGUUUGGUGGUGGUGGUGGUGAUGAUGAUGUUGUGGGUCUUGAUCUUGGCCAGGGUUUUAACUACAGUUGUUCUUCGUUUGCUGUUCGUGAUCAUGACAAGUCCCCCAAAAUGCUUUGCUUUGGGGGUCACCAAACUGAUGGUGAGAUUGUGUUUCGUGAAGAAUCUGCCAUUGUUGCUGCUAAAAAAACGGCUGCAUGCAGUGAUUCUUAUUCGGCUUCUUCUGGUAACAACAACAUAUCUUUCCAGGAUCCCUCGAAAUCGAAUAGAAAGAGGAAUGUCAUUGUUGAAACUCAACCGGCAAGCCGAAGAACCAAUAAGAAGAACAAGGCUGAGAACCCCACCACUGGGCAUGCAAAGUUGAGGAAAGAAAAGAUAGGGGAUAGAAUCACAGCAUUGCAGCAGCUGGUUUCACCUUUUGGCAAGACAGAUACGGCAUCCGUGCUCCAUGAAGCGAUGGGUUAUAUCCGGUUCCUGAAUGACCAGGUUCAAGUCCUUUGUUCUCCUUAUCUGCAACACCCACCUAACGAAGGUGAAGAAGCAGGGAAGGAGCUGAAGAGCAGAGGGUUAUGCUUGGUCCCUGUCGCCUGCACUUUGCAUGUGGCGAAUAGCAACGGCGCCGAUUUCUGGUCGCCGGCAAUGGGAAACAAUGUAUAAUGUGAAGCAGUGGUGGCAAAGAGAUUUUGACAGCCCAUUUUGAAAAAUCAAACGGGGUAAAAAAGUAGAAAAAACAGAGAAUCUGGGAAAGGUAACUCCUGAGACAGAGAUAUA
Messenger RNA from Hibiscus syriacus, 840 nucleotides. RefSeq names its product transcription factor bHLH113-like. The transcript is spliced from 5 exons. Lineage: Eukaryota; Viridiplantae; Streptophyta; Magnoliopsida; Malvales; Malvaceae. Gene Ontology annotation, molecular function: DNA-binding transcription factor activity, RNA polymerase II-specific; RNA polymerase II cis-regulatory region sequence-specific DNA binding; protein dimerization activity. The coding region runs from base 1 to 726 and encodes 241 amino acids. Gene Ontology annotation, cellular component: nucleus. The record is from RefSeq and is a predicted model, not a curated record. Gene Ontology annotation, biological process: regulation of transcription by RNA polymerase II.